This is a messenger RNA of Schizosaccharomyces osmophilus, 759 nucleotides long. RefSeq names its product 20S proteasome complex subunit alpha 3 Pre9 (gene pre9). Gene Ontology annotation, biological process: ubiquitin-dependent protein catabolic process. The transcript has a single exon. The coding region runs from base 1 to 759 and encodes 252 amino acids. The record is from RefSeq and is a predicted model, not a curated record. Gene Ontology annotation, cellular component: proteasome core complex, alpha-subunit complex; proteasome core complex; cytosol. Lineage: Eukaryota; Fungi; Ascomycota; Schizosaccharomycetes; Schizosaccharomycetales; Schizosaccharomycetaceae.
AUGUCUAGAAGUUACGAUUCUCGUACUACCAUUUUUUCUCCUGAAGGACGUCUGUAUCAAGUAGAAUAUGCCUUGGAAGCCAUCAAUCACGCUGGUGUUGCUUUAGGAAUUGUUGCUAAGGAUGGUAUUGUUUUAGCAGCCGAGAAGAAGGUUACCAGUAAAUUGCUUGAACAAGAAGAAUCGGCUGAGAAGCUUUAUCAUAUUGGAGACAACAUGGUUUGUGCUGUAGCUGGUCUUACUGCAGAUGCCAAUAUUUUAAUUAAUUAUGCUAGAAGAGUUGGUCAGCAGUAUUUACAAACAUUUAACGAAGAAAUGCCAUGUGAGCAACUAGUGCGACGUGUUUGUGACUUAAAACAGGGAUACACUCAGUACGGUGGUUUGCGUCCUUUUGGUGUCUCCUUUUUGUAUGCAGGAUGGGAUCAUAUUCAUGGUUAUCAAUUAUUCCAAUCCAAUCCGUCUGGAAAUUACGGAAACUGGCAAGCAAAUAGUAUUGGAGGUAACAGCACAAGCAUCCAAAGUUUAAUGCGUCAGGAAUAUAAAGAAGAUAUCAAUUUAGAAGAGGCCUGUGCAAUGGCUGUGAAGUUCUUAGGAAAAACUCUUGACAACAACUCGCUUACAGAUGAAAAAAUUGAAUUUGCAACCAUUUCUAAAGAUGAAGAAAAAGGGCGAAUGGUCUGCAAGAUCCUUAGACCCAAGGAAAUUAACGAAGUCCUUACAAAGUGUCAAAGUGAUGCUCAACCUCAAUCUGAACGUGCUUAA